This is a messenger RNA of Piliocolobus tephrosceles (Ugandan red Colobus), 4665 nucleotides long. RefSeq names its product ATP binding cassette subfamily B member 5 (gene ABCB5). The transcript has 27 exons. Gene Ontology annotation, biological process: oligopeptide export from mitochondrion. Gene Ontology annotation, cellular component: mitochondrial inner membrane. Gene Ontology annotation, molecular function: ABC-type oligopeptide transporter activity; ATP binding; ATP hydrolysis activity. The coding region runs from base 1 to 3774 and encodes 1257 amino acids. NCBI's taxonomy places the organism in Eukaryota, Metazoa, Chordata, Mammalia, Primates, Cercopithecidae. The record is from RefSeq and is a predicted model, not a curated record.
AUGGAAAAUUCUGAAAGAGCUGAAGAAAUGCAAGAAAAUUAUCAGAGAAAUGGAACUGUAGAAGAACAGUCAAAACUGAGAAAGGAAGCUGUUGGAUCUAUUGAGAUAUUCCGCUUUGCUGAUGGUCUGGACAUCACACUCAUGAUCCUGGGUAUACUGGCAUCACUGGUCAAUGGAGCCUGCCUUCCUUUAAUGUCACUGGUUUUAGGAGAAAUGAGUGAUAACCUUAUUAGUGGAUGUCUAGACCAAACUAACACAACAAAUUAUCAGAACUGUACUCAGUCUCAAGAGAAGCUGAAUGAAGAUAUGACUGUGUUGACCCUGUAUUAUGUUGGAAUAGGUGUUGCUGCCUUGAUUUUUGGUUACAUACAGAUUUGCUUUUGGAUUAUAACUGCAGCACGACAGACCAAGAGGAUUCGAAAACAGUUUUUUCAUUCAGUUUUGGCACAGGACGUCGGCUGGUUUGAUAGCUGUGACAUCGGUGAACUUAACACUCGCAUGACGGAUGACAUUGAUAAAAUCAGCGAUGGUAUUGGAGAUAAGAUUGCUCUGUUGUUUCAAAACAUGUCUACUUUUUCAAUUGGCCUGGCAAUUGGUUUGGUGAAGGGCUGGAAACUCACCCUAGUAACUCUAUCCACAUCUCCUCUUAUAAUGGCUUCAGCGGCAGCAUGUUCUAGAAUGGUCAUCUCAUUGACCAGUAAGGAAUUAAGUGCCUAUUCCAAAGCUGGGGCUGUGGCAGAAGAAGUCUUGUCAUCAAUCCGAACAGUUGUAGCCUUUGGGGCCCAAGAGAAAGAACUUCAAAGGUAUACACAGAAUCUCAAAGAUGCAAAGGAUUUUGGCAUAAAAAGGGCUGUAGCCUCAAAACUGUCUCUUGGUGCUGUGUACUUCUUUAUGAACGGAACCUAUGGACUUGCUUUUUGGUAUGGAACCUCCUUGAUUCUUAAUGGAGAACCUGGAUAUACCAUCGGGACUGUUCUUGCUGUUUUCUUUAGUGUAAUCCAUAGUAGUUAUUGCAUUGGAGCAGCAGCCCCUCACUUUGAAACCUUCGCGAUAGCCCGAGGAGCUGCCUUUAAUAUUUUCCAGGUUAUUGAUAAGAAACCCAAUAUAGAUAACUUUUCCACAGCUGGAUAUAAACCUGAAUCCAUAGAAGGAACUGUGGAAUUUAAAAAUGUUUCUUUCAAUUACCCAUCAAGACCAUCUAUUAAGAUUCUGAAAGGUCUGAAUCUCAGAAUUAAGUCUGGAGAGACAGUCGCCUUGGUUGGUCCCAAUGGCAGUGGGAAGAGUACGGUAGUCCAGCUUCUGCAGAGGUUAUAUGAUCCGGAUGAUGGCUUUAUCACGGUAGAUGAGAAUGACAUCAGAGCUCUAAAUGUGCGGCAUUAUCGAGAACAUAUUGGAGUGGUUAGUCAAGAGCCUGUUUUGUUUGGGACCACCAUCAGUAACAAUAUCAAGUAUGGACGAGAUGAUGUGACUGAUGAAGAGAUGGAGAGAGCAGCAAGGGAAGCAAAUGCUUAUGAUUUUAUCAUGGAGUUUCCUAAUAAAUUUAAUACGUUGGUAGGGGAAAAAGGAGCUCAAAUGAGUGGAGGGCAGAAACAGAGGAUCGCAAUUGCUCGUGCCUUAGUUCGAAACCCCAAGAUUCUGAUUUUAGAUGAGGCUACUUCUGCCUUGGAUUCAGAAAGUGAGUCAGCUGUUCAAGCUGCACUAGAGAAGGCAAGCAAAGGUCGGACUACAAUCGUGGUAGCACACCGACUUUCUACUAUUCGAAGUGCAGAUUUGAUUGUGACCAUAAAGGAUGGAAUGGUGGCGGAAAAAGGAGCACAUGCUGAACUAAUGGCAAAACGAGGUCUAUAUUAUUCACUUGUGAUGUCACAGGAUAUUAAAAACGCUGAUGAACAGAUGGAGUCAAUGACAUAUUCUACUGAAAGGAAGACCAACUCACUUCCUCUGUGCUCUGUGAAUAGCAUCAAGUCAGACUUCACUGACAAGGCCGAGAAAUCCAUCCAAUCUAAAGAGAUAAGUCUUCCUGAAGUCUCUCUAUUAAAAAUUUUAAAGUUAAACAAGUCUGAAUGGCCUUUUGUGGUUCUGGGGACAUUGGCUUCUGUUCUAAAUGGAACUGUUCAUCCAGUAUUUUCCAUCAUCUUUGCAAAAAUUAUAACCAUGUUUGGAAACAAGGAUAAAACCACAUUAAAGCAUGAUGCAGAAAUGUAUUCCAUGAUAUUCGUCAUUUUGGGUGUUAUUUGCUUUGUCAGUUAUUUCAUGCAGGGAUUAUUUUAUGGCAGAGCAGGGGAAAUUUUAACCAUGAGAUUAAGACACUUGGCCUUCAAAGCCAUGUUAUAUCAGGAUAUUGCCUGGUUUGAUGAAAAGGAAAACAGCACGGGCAGCUUGACAGCAAUAUUAGCCAUAGAUACAGCACAAAUUCAAGGAGCAACAGGUUCCAGGAUUGGCGUCUUGACACAAAAUGCAACUAACAUGGGACUUUCAGUUAUCAUUUCUUUUCUAUAUGGAUGGGAGAUGACACUCCUGAUUCUGAGUAUUGCUCCAGUACUUGCCAUGACAGGAAUGAUAGAAACUGCAGCAAUGACUGGAUUUGCCAACAAAGAUAAGCAAGAACUUAAGCAUGCUGGAAAGAUAGCAACUGAAGCUGUGGAGAAUAUACGUACUAUAGUGUCAUCAACAAGGGAAAAAGCCUUCGAGCAAAUGUAUGAAGAGAUGCUUGAGACUCAACACAGAAAUACCUCGAAGAAAGCACAGAUUAUUGGAAGCUGUUAUGCAUUCAGCCAUGCCUUUAUAUAUUUUGCCUAUGCGGCAGGGUUUCGAUUUGGAGCCUAUUUAAUUCAAGCUGGACGAAUGACCCCAGAGGGCAUGUUCAUAGUUUGUACUGCAAUUGCAUAUGGAGCUAUGGCCAUCGGAGAAACGCUUGUUUUGGCUCCUGAAUAUUCCAAAGCCAAAUCGGGGGCUGCACAUCUGUUUGCCUUGUUGGAAAAGAAACCAACUAUAGACAGCCACAGCCAAGAAGGGAAAAAGCCAGACACAUGUGAAGGGAAUUUAGAGUUUCGAGAAGUCUCUUUCUUCUAUCCAUGUCGCCCAGAUGUUUUCAUCCUCCACGGCUUAUCCCUCAGUAUUGAGCAAGGAAAGACAGUAGCAUUUGUGGGGAGCAGCGGCUGUGGGAAAAGCACUUCUCUUCAACUUCUGCAGAGAUUUUAUGACCCCGUGCAAGGACAAGUGCUGUUUGAUGGCGUGGAUGCAAAAGAAUUGAAUGUACAGUGGCUCCGUUCCCAAAUAGCAAUCGUAUCUCAAGAGCCUGUACUCUUCAACUGCAGCAUCGCUGAGAACAUUGCCUAUGGUGACAACAGCCGUGUGGUGCCAUUAGAUGAGAUCAAAGAAGCAGCAAAUGCAGCAAAUAUCCAUUCUUUUAUUGAAGGUCUCCCUGAGAAAUACAACACACAAGUUGGACUGAAAGGAACACAGCUUUCUGGCGGCCAGAAACAAAGACUAGCUAUUGCAAGGGCUCUUCUCCAGAAACCCAAAAUUUUAUUGUUGGAUGAGGCCACUUCAGCCCUCGAUAAUGAGAGUGAGAAGGUGGUUCAGCAUGCCCUUGAUAAAGCCAAGACGGGAAGGACAUGCCUAGUGGUCACUCACAGACUUUCUGCAAUUCAGAACGCAGAUUUGAUAGUGGUUCUGCACAAUGGAAAGAUAAAGGAACAAGGAACUCAUCAAGAGCUCCUGAGAAAUCGAGACAUAUACUUUAAACUAGUAAAUGCACAGUCAGUGCAGUGAUGCUGUUGAGGUAGCGCAUAUUUUGAUGUUUGUGUAAUGCAAAGAAGGAGUACUUAGUAAUUACUUGGCAAGCUUUGAUCUCUUUUAUUGUAUAUAUCAAUACCUAGAAUCAUGCUACUCAAGUACAUACAUGUUCUGUUCACACACCAUCUGCCCUUCAGACUUAAAAGGAAGCAAAAAUUUGCUUAUUUCAUGUAAGUGAAAUAGUGCUUAUAUCCUUCACUUUAUAAAAAUAUUCUAGCACAUUUGCUUGCAAAGCAAUUUUCUACAAAGUGAAUUUAUUUCCCAUCAACUUCUGCUAUAAAAUCAGAAAUAUGUUUCCAGGGGGAAUAUUAUCCAGUUAACCAUGUUGAAGGUUUUAGCAAAGGGAGUGUAAGAUAAAGUGGGGCCUGUGGCAUUGCAGGGAGAGUGUCUUUAACUUGGAAUUUUGUUUUGCAGCAUAUAUUACAGUACUUUUGCUAGUCCCUUUUCUCAAGACCAUAUGGAUUUUUCUCAUAAUAUGUCUCUCAAUAUUUCUCUCAAUAAGUAUUCACUAUUUCUCAAAAUUUUAUUCUAUUUUGUUGUUGUUGUUGUUGUGCAGGGAAUAGAAAGGAUUAUGAUGUAAAAUUUCUGGGCGGAUUAGGUAGCUAUCUCCUAAUUCACCAGUAAGUGAAGUGCCUCACAUGAGCCAUCCCAGAGAUUCAUUAUUCCAAACUUUGGGUUUGGCAGAAUAAAUCACAGGCCUGCCUGUUUAUGAACACUUACUUACUUAAAAUAAGAGCUACUUUUGGGCCAGGUGCAGUGGCUCACGCCUGUAAUCCCAGAAUUUUGGGAGGCCGAGGAGGGCGGAUCACUUGAAGUCAGAAGUUCAAGACCAGCCUGGCCUACAUGGUGAAACCCCAUCUCUGGUAA